Gossypium arboreum is the source of this 1665-nucleotide messenger RNA. RefSeq names its product pentatricopeptide repeat-containing protein At5g66520-like. Gene Ontology annotation, molecular function: RNA binding; protein binding. Lineage: Eukaryota; Viridiplantae; Streptophyta; Magnoliopsida; Malvales; Malvaceae. The coding region runs from base 1 to 1665 and encodes 554 amino acids. The transcript has a single exon. Gene Ontology annotation, biological process: RNA modification. The record is from RefSeq and is a predicted model, not a curated record.
AUGUUAGUUAAAGAAGCCAUUCUCGCCAAUCCACCCAACUCCAGAGCUCUACAGCAACACCUCAUUUCCCUUCUUCAAAACCCUAAGAUCACAAAACAAAAACUUACCCAAGUCCACACCCAGAUCAUCAUCAACGGUUUUUCCCAGAAAAAUUACAUCCUAGUUCACCUUCUUUCAUUCUAUGCUACUUCUAGUAAUCUCCUACAGGCGUUUAAACUAUUUCGAUCUAUCGAAAAACCAAGUACUACAGUCUGGAACCAGGUCAUCAGAGGGUGUUCAAGAACUGAAAUCCCUGAAAGAUCACUUGAAUUGUACAAGCAGAUGGUUGCAUUGGGGGCAAUUCCUGAUGGGUUUACUUAUUCGUAUGUUUUGAGUGCUUGCACGAGGUCGGGGAUGUUGAGAGAAGGGGAACAGAUUCAUGGGAGAGUUUUGGUUGAUGGGUAUUUCUCCAAUGUGUUUGUGAGAACAAAUUUGAUUAAUUUAUAUGGAAUGGUUGGGGUCGGCGAUGGCAUCGUACAUGCGCGUAAACUGUUUGAUGAAAUGGCGGAGAGAAAUGCUGUGAGUUGGAAUUCGUUGUUAGCUGGGUAUAUUAGGUGUGGGGACGUUGAUACGGCGAGGAGAGUUUUUGAUGAGAUACCGGAUAAGAAUGUGGUGUCGUGGACAACAAUGAUUACCGGGUUUGCUAGGAAUGGGAAGUGUAAGCAAGCUUUGUCUUUUUUUAAACAGAUGAGGAGAGCACGUGUGGAACUGGAUCAGGUAGCGUUGGUGGCGGCAUUAUCAGCUUGUGCUGAAUUGGGUGAUUUGGAAAUGGGGAAAUGGAUUCACUCCUACAUAAAAAAGACGUCUCAAUUUCGAAACCAACAACUGUUGGUGUCUUUGAACAAUGCACUUAUUCACAUGUAUGCUAGUUGUGCUUUGAUUGAGGAAGCUUACGAAGUACUUCGAUGCAUGCCAGAAAGAAGUACGGUUUCUUGGACAAGCAUGAUCACGGGAUUAGCAAAACACGGUUUUGCGCAAGAAGCUAUUACUGUGUUUGAAUGUAUGCUAAGCUUAGGGGAGAGAGAAGUCAAGCCUGAUGAAAUAACCUACAUUGGAGUUCUCUUUGCUUGUAGUCAUGCCGGAUUUGUCAAGGAGGGUCAGCAUUAUUUUACUCAAAUGACUACACAUUGGAGAAUUAAGCCCAGGAUUGAGCACUAUUGCUGUAUGAUUGAUCUGUUCAGCCGUGCUGGUUUCUUUGAUGAAGCAUUGAAUCUUAUUGAAACCAUGCCUUUAACACCUAAUGAUGCAGUAUGGGGUGCCCUACUUGGCGGCUGUAGGAUUCACAAGAACGUUGAACUUGCCUCUCAAGUGGCUCAAAAAUUUGAUGUCGAGCUUGAUCCCAACAAUGCUGCCGGAUAUCUUGUGUUGUUGUCAAAUGUGUAUGCUACGGCCAAGAGGUGGCAGGAUGUUGCUAAUGUGAGACAGAAAAUGAUCGAAUCGGGUGUGAAAAAGCCUGCAGGUCGGAGUCGGGUUCAAAUUGAUGGAGUUAUUCAUGAUUUCCAGGCAGGCGACUACACCAGCAGACACACAUCUUCAAUCAAUGAUAUCCUUUGGCAAGUUACUAGACAGGCAAAGCAACAAGGGUACGAGUUAGACAUAUUCGAAGCAAUGUCAGUUGUCGAGUAA